Achroia grisella is the source of this 2159-nucleotide messenger RNA. It is a transcript of the gene Mtl, whose product is annotated as ras-related C3 botulinum toxin substrate 1. The record is from RefSeq and is a predicted model, not a curated record. NCBI's taxonomy places the organism in Eukaryota, Metazoa, Arthropoda, Insecta, Lepidoptera, Pyralidae. The transcript is spliced from 6 exons. The coding region runs from base 168 to 755 and encodes 195 amino acids. Gene Ontology annotation, biological process: small GTPase-mediated signal transduction. Gene Ontology annotation, molecular function: GTPase activity; GTP binding.
UCUUUCAAUUUCAAUACGAAUUCUAAAGCUCUCUUUAACUAGAUUUUAAUUUUUUAUAAGUAUUCGUUUUCUACUGAGCGUAUUCCAAUAUUAAUAAGCUAUCCAAUUAUUUAUAUCGAUAAAUUAGUGUAUAUAGUACCAUAUAAAUUAAAAUAGUUGAAAAAAAGAUGUCUUCAGGAAGACCUAUCAAGUGUGUUGUAGUCGGCGACGGUACUGUAGGAAAAACGUGCAUGUUAAUUUCGUAUACAACAGAUAGCUUUCCAGGCGAAUAUGUACCCACAGUAUUUGAUAAUUAUUCUGCUCCUAUGGUGGUUGAUGGUGUAGCAGUAUCUUUAGGUUUAUGGGAUACUGCUGGCCAAGAGGACUAUGAUAGACUAAGACCCUUAAGUUAUCCACAAACUGAUGUCUUCCUUAUAUGUUUUAGUGUUACAAGUCCUUCGUCUUAUGAGAAUGUGACUUCCAAAUGGUAUCCUGAAAUAAAACAUCACUGCCCUGAUGCACCUAUUAUUCUAGUUGGAACGAAAAUUGAUUUGAGAGAUGAUAGAGAAACAUUAAGUUUACUCUCAGAACAAGGAAUGUCACCAUUGAAAAGGGAGCAAGGUCAGAAGUUGGCAAAUAAAAUAAGAGCAGUCAAAUAUAUGGAAUGCUCCGCCUUAACGCAACGGGGUCUCAAACAAGUGUUUGAUGAAGCAGUCCGUGCAGUAUUAAGACCAGAACCUCAGAAGAGGCAUCAGAGAAAGUGUUUGAUCAUGUAAAUAUAACUUAAUGACAUAGUUAACAAAAAUGACACUCAUGCAGGAAUCUCAAUAAACAGUAAUAAUGUGUUUCUACACCAAAACUCUGCUCAGUUUACUUUUAGAAAUAGAAUAAUUACCUAUUCAUUAAAGACUCAUACAAAUAAAGUCCCAUAUGUGCCAUAAAUUCCAUUAUUACUGCAUAGUGCUAUUGAUACAGAUGUCGAAAAUCAUCACAGUGAUAUAUUCUAGUAUUGUUACUUUGUGAUCAUGUAUUAAGCAAACGGAAAUGCCAAAGAUUAUGAGUAGAUAUAAGUCACAGUAUGUUAGAGUUUGUUUUUUAUACCCUUUUGUUGGUUAGAAACAAAUUGUUACUGUUAGGAAUUCACGAGACUACUAAUAAAGUUAUUUUUAUACAGACAACUGAACCUCGAAUAUUUUGAAAUCUGAGAUAUUAUAUUCUUAUGCAACUUGUGAAUAAGGACUGACUGUAGAUGCUAGUGUGUACUAAUAACAUACUCAAAAUUAUUAUAUAAUUAUUUGCGAGUAAAUGGCAAGGCAUUUAUCAUGACUAUUCAAGAGUAAAAUAUUUGUUAUUGCAUUUUAUUUAGAUGUAUAGGAUAUGCUGAUAAAAAGUAGAAUACUUGCUAAAAAUAUUUUUGUAAAUCUAGCUAAUGAUACAAUUUAUAAAGGGCAAUAAUACUUUGUAAUAUAUCAUACAAAUCUUGGAGAAAUGUAGACCAAUUGCAUGUGUAUAGGAGCGUCUUCUAUCCAAAGCAGUUAUAAAUAAUGAAGGUCCAAAUAUCCACGUAACUUGGUCUACCAUAGAGUUAUGGCAGCUGAAAUGUAUGCUUCAGUGGUGAUCAUUUAUUAUUCUAGUUUUAUUAUUUAAUAUUGUAUUACUAAUCUAAUAUUACUGAUUUUUUUGUGUAUGACUUAAUGUAAUGUUUAAUUUUGUAUAGAUUAUGUGGUAUUAAGGUGUAAAGUGUGUUUAUAAUGAAUCACUAUGGCGAAGUAUUUUUGUAUGUGAAAUCUCUAGGGUAAGAAUAUUAAAACACAUUUACAGUGUGAUAAUACUUAGUAACAUAAACUGUUUGACAAUAUGGUACUUCUGUAUUGUUAAUAUAGCAGUUAAAUCUCAUUAGGUCUUUACAAAUCAAUGGUGUUUGAUAUUCAUAUAACUUGCCUUUAAUAUACAAGAUUUAGUGGGCGCCUUAUUGACAUUUAAAUAUAUUUUAAUUGCUACUUUUUAUUAGAGAAUUAUAUUGUUAAAAGAUAUAUAAUAAUGUCUCGGGAAUGUUUGUCACUUCACUAGGCCAUGUUGCUAGUGCUGACCAUAAGUAACAGUAUGAAAUCACAAUUUUAAAGGUCUAUGGCAGAUACCCUAACAUGCGUAUUUUUUAGUUUCAUGAGAGCUAAAUAUUU